AUGGGGCUCGGCAGUGGGUCAGCGGUAUCUAACAAACUAUCUAUCUUCGGUGCAACAGCCAAUCUGGUUAUGACAUCUAUUGGUGUUGGUAUUCUCGGUCUCCCUCAAGUAAUGGAGCAAGCUGGUUGGAUAGGCGGGUAUAUACUUCUGGCCAUCGCGGCACUUGCAUCAUUAUGGAUGGCAAAGCACUUGACUGAUGCAUGUGUGAGAUACUCUAAGAACG
Molecule: messenger RNA, 223 nt
Organism: Perkinsus marinus ATCC 50983
Lineage: Eukaryota; Perkinsozoa; Perkinsida; Perkinsidae
Exons: 1
Source: RefSeq, a predicted model, not a curated record